Messenger RNA from Racocetra fulgida, 261 nucleotides. NCBI's taxonomy places the organism in Eukaryota, Fungi, Glomeromycota, Glomeromycetes, Diversisporales, Gigasporaceae. The record is from the annotation of a GenBank genome assembly.
UAUAUGAUUUAGAAAUAUCUCAUGCAUUACUUGAUACAGGUUCAGAUGUGUCACAUAUUUCUGAAAAUAUCGCAAACCAUUUUAUAAAAUAUUUUGGAUUAAAAAUAGAUAGAAAAAAAGUUUAUAGACUAACAGGUGCCGUAGGUGAAAAACAAUCUAUUAGAAGCUUUUCUGAUAUACCUGUUACUAUAGGUGUUGGAAAUGAUACCUUAAUAAUUUCGGAUGAGUUUUCAGUUUUACCAACAGAAAAAAAUAAUAAUG